GAUUCUUUCAAGAUGUGAAGGGUAGCAAGGAAAAGUUCGCAUUCCGCAUCUCGCAUUUCUUGGGGACAGAUUUGGAACAGUGGAGCCUGAAGAAGAUUAACAGUCGAUACAAAUUAUUAGUAAUUUGUCGAACUUGUUAUAAUAAAUGACGCUAAAUCCCUUAUUCUUAUCCCCACCAAGGAUCUCGGUUCCACGAAGGGUCUCCAUUCGACUGAGCUGCAAUGGAAGUACGAUCCCUUUUCAGCCCAAGCUAUUAAAGGUGGAGGAGAUCCAACGUGAUGUCAUGUUGCUAAAUAACACUGCCGAAGUCACAUUUGUCGUCGGAGGGAUCAAAGUCCCUGUCCACAAACAUCUAUUGGUUAGAAAUAGUCCCGUAUUUGCCACCAUGUUGGGGAGCCCCUUACAGACGGGUCCAUUCAUACAAAUAACGGACGCGGAGGCAAAGGACUUUGAGCUGGUUAUGAAGGGUUUGUAUGAGGGCGCUGGCGUUAUCCUGAACCGUCCCUACAGUCAAAUCCUUCGAUGUUUCAUGAUUGCGCAUAAGUACAAUAUAAAAUCCUUAGAAAUUGGGAUGUACAAAAUUCUGCUGAAAGAAUUGUGUGCCACCAAUGUGAUGGAGGUGCUUUCCAGUCCAAUUGUUGCCUUGGGGGUGAUGGUGGAGCUGACUUCGAAAUGCUGGUCAAUUAUUGAGAAAAAGACACUCAAAUCUAUCACAUCGCCCGGAUUUCUCAAAAUUUCUUGGAAGCUUCUAAACAAAUUAUUAAUAAAUUCCCGGCUUACAAUUCGGGAGUACGAGUUGGCGAAGGCUGUCGUGGGGUGGUGCAAAAAACAGAAGGACAAUGGAAGAACAUUGAUCGAGAUAUUGGGAAUAGCCGUAUAUCAAAUCCGCUUCCCACUCAUGACGAGUGUAGAGUUUGAUCUGAUCAAGAAAAUGGGAUUGCUACAACCCGGCGAGAUUGAGGACCUGACUUCAAAUUUUCGCAAUAACAAAACUUACAAAACUGUUCCGCGGAGGAACAAGUGUGCUUGUCAAACGAACAAGGUCAACUGUCCCUUGUGUUCGGUAAAAUGGACCAGAAGACGACAAUGCGCUUCGGAGAAGAAAACCUCAACGGAAUACCCUCUCACAGUCAACUUCAAUCGCGAUAUCAGUAAAAAGGUGCGUCCCCUAAAACCGACGACGACAUCACCCAGCAGCACAACUGUUCCUCCCUGCGAAUGUCAACUAUACUUGUCCUGUCCAAAUUUCCCGAAUGGCCAAACCAUAAAAAUCAUGCGACUUGAGAAUAUAGCUUUACCCACAUAUUUUAGAUAGUCAGACAUCAUUUAAAAAGUGAGUCUAUAAAUUUGAAGUCUUCCAUAGACCUUUUUUUAAAAUACUUCUUGUCAAUCACCUACGUAUCGAUAUAGUGAAAUUAAACGGUAUAUUUUUUAUUUGUGACGAUGAUCACAUUAUGGUCGGUCAUUGUCACCUGAUUCAUAGUUAAAAAAAUACUGGUAGUGACGAUGAUUCAGUUACAUAUUUGUAUUUGAUAACUGUUCCAGCAGCCCAGCAUAGUUUUUCUGCAGGCUCUUACUUUGUAUCUCUGUCGUUCUAAUAGUUGGAGGUGUGAAGAAGACUAGAAAGUUCUCACGGGUUGGUAGACUGUUGCGAUUCCCACGACGAUUCGUCUGCGUGGUUUUUAUUAUUUGUCCAUGUCGUCCUUCUCGCCGUAAUUUCUUCCCUGCUUCUUCAUGGGAACUAUCCAGCCUGUGGUGGAGAACAUCGUCAUCAUCUAAUAGUCAAAUACAAAAGAUAGUCCUCGGAGGAGAAAUCAUGAGGAAUUCAAUCUUGUCCAAGAAGCUGUGAUCAUAUGCAAGUAAAAACACUUCUCUGUGAUGAAGACUAAACGUCAAAUUUUAGAAAUUAAUUUUAUAUAUACACUUUUUUUUACAUAGGAUAUUAAACUUCAACGAAUAUGUAUUUGCAAUAAGCGAUUUUUUUUACUUGAAGGAAAGAAAUACUCGCAGUCUGAAUUUAUUUAUUAAAUGUGAGCUAACUUAUUGAUUGCUAGGAAGGAAAGUCGGCGUGCCGUAAUAUUUUUUGCACUCGAUUUGCCCUCCCACUAAAGUAGUUAGUUUUCGUGAUUUUAAACUAGAUAUAGUUAACCUUUUGAGUUAAAGAAAUGCUAAAAAUUGAUCGCGUGAUCGGAUUUCAAUAAAUAAUAAGCCACAGUCUCAA
This is a messenger RNA of Folsomia candida, 2221 nucleotides long. RefSeq names its product BTB/POZ domain-containing protein 9. The transcript has 7 exons. NCBI's taxonomy places the organism in Eukaryota, Metazoa, Arthropoda, Collembola, Entomobryomorpha, Isotomidae. Gene Ontology annotation, molecular function: protein binding. Bases 146 to 1315 code for a protein of 389 amino acids. The record is from RefSeq and is a predicted model, not a curated record.